Messenger RNA from Myotis lucifugus (little brown bat), 3590 nucleotides. RefSeq names its product ubiquitin conjugating enzyme E2 L3 (gene UBE2L3). NCBI's taxonomy places the organism in Eukaryota, Metazoa, Chordata, Mammalia, Chiroptera, Vespertilionidae. Gene Ontology annotation, molecular function: ubiquitin conjugating enzyme activity. Gene Ontology annotation, cellular component: nucleus. Gene Ontology annotation, biological process: protein polyubiquitination; ubiquitin-dependent protein catabolic process. Bases 713 to 1240 code for a protein of 175 amino acids. The record is from RefSeq and is a predicted model, not a curated record. The transcript is spliced from 4 exons.
CAAGGCCCAUCUCAGAGCUUCUCUUCUAUGAAGCUGUUACCCUCUGCUGUUGCCUGCUGGGCCACCCAUGCUCUUACCUGCAGGCUUCUACAGAGCAGCACUUCUCUCUCUCAAUCCAGCCUCAACAGCCAAGAAGAUGGCAUUCAGCUUUACUUCCUAUAGUUCUUUUGGGGCACAGAGCACCUUUUCCUACUUUGCAAAUGAAAAUUACAGGAUGAUAAGGAAUAUGCUUUUGAAAACUACAAUCACCCCCUACCUUGAGACCUGCUGGUCCAGAGUAGUGAUAAGACAUCUGAAGCAGCCCUGACUUGCACAGCUGAUUUUUCCUCUGUCUGGAUUUCUUAAAGAGGACCGCGGCCACAAGCUAUAAAUACUUUGCCCAAACUUCGUUGCACACAUUUGAGUUGUGUGACAGAGUGCUUACUGUGUACAACUGUAUCCUGUCUCUCACUGUUUGAGCUGAGCCUUUUGUGCAGGACUUGGAGCAGUGCACUCCUGCUGGGGCCAAGGCCACCUCCCUGUUGGUGCCUGCAGAGCUGUUAGGCAGUGGCUCUUCUCUGCUGCAUGCCACACUUUGACCUGGAGUGAGCAUCAAGCUCUCUGAGCUGCAGUUUGAGGGGAAUGAGCUUUUCCCCCUUUGAAGAGCUGAUAAGCACACCCAGGCUCUUUUUCACGUCCUGCAAUACACUGAGAUCCACAUCUGGGCUCAGAGAUGGACCUCAUUGUGAGAAGCAUUGCUCUUUCUCCCUCAUCACUUACCCUGGCUGGGCAGCCUGCUUACCCCCACGGGGAGAAGGAACGUGAGCUUGAAGAAAUCCGCAAAUGUGGAAUGAAAAACUUCCGUAACAUCCAGGUUGAUGAAGCUAAUUUAUUGACUUGGCAAGGGCUUAUUGUUCCUGACAACCCUCCAUAUGAUAAGGGGGCCUUCAGAAUCGAAAUCAACUUUCCAGCAGAAUACCCAUUCAAACCACCGAAGAUUACAUUUAAAACAAAGAUCUAUCACCCCAACAUCGAUGAAAAGGGACAGGUCUGUCUGCCAGUAAUUAGUGCUGAAAACUGGAAGCCAGCAACGAAAACCGACCAAGUAAUCCAGUCUCUCAUAGCACUGGUGAAUGACCCCCAGCCUGAGCACCCGCUUCGGGCUGACCUAGCUGAAGAAUACUCUAAGGACCGUAAAAAAUUCUGUAAGAAUGCUGAAGAGUUUACAAAGAAAUAUGGGGAAAAGCGACCUGUGGACUAAAAUCUGCCACGAUUGAUUCCAGCAAGUGUGAGCAGAGACCCCGAGCAGUGCAUUCAGACACCCCGCAAAGCAGGACUCUGUGGAAAAUUGACACAGGCCACCACCUGGCGUUUGCUUGUGGCAGUUACUAACUUUCUACAGUUUUCUUAAUCAAAAGUGGUCUUAGGUAACCUGUAAAGAAAGGAUUAAAAAUUUAAGAUGUUCUAGUUCUGCUUUCUUUGUUUUAAAAAUCACUGCUUCAGUCUACUCUAAAAGAAUGGUGUUUCUUUUCUUGUCCAAAUUUAUCCAAAAUCUUCCAUUUACAUUUAGACCUUAAGGUUUAAAAUAAAAGGUUGUGGUUCCCUUUCUUCCCAUGCCCUUUCAAGGCCACUCUCUUGCAUUCAGUUUCUUUUUCAUUCAUUCACUUUGCCAGACCCAGGCCCCACCUCUGCAAGGAGAAGAGACAGCUCUGUCUGGUCUGGUGACUUCUCUUCUCCCAUGUUGCAGUGCGUGUGGGAGUUCAUUCAAGUUCUCCUGAUUCCAAUUUAUAGCAUACUUUAAAAACAAUUUUUUUAAAGCAAGCAAACCACCAUCCCCCCAAAAAAUAACUAUGAAAAGGAGGCCCACUUCUUAUGUAAAAAUCUUGCCAAUGUUAUCAUCAUAACACUGAUUAAAUGGCAACCCUGAUGUCUGUGUGUGUGACUGAACACUAGCCUGGCCUGGCCUGCCUGGGAAGACCCUGCAAUAUCAGGUCUGUGGCCACUCAGGGAGGGCCUGCCAGCCGGAGGACACUGCACUUGUGUGAGGAAUUUCUCAUCAGAGAGGCUCCUGAGGUCAAAGGUUUACGCUCCUCCCUGCAGCCAUUUUAGAAGAUGUGCUGGCCUUUACAGACAACGCUAAAGCCAGAAUGUCCAUUUGAAAUUCCACGCUCACCAGUCAGCAAGCUCCAUCCGAAUGUGCCACGGAGCCCGAUCUCCACCUCCUCAGUGCAGCAGCCCCGCCUCAGCCCUCCUUCAGCAGUUUGACCCUUUGCAGGGUUGGAAUUGGCAGGACUCAGCUAGAGCCAGAACCAGUCCGGGGUCACCGAUGCCCUGCUGGCCUCUCCCUUUGAAGCAGCCGGCCAGGCCAGCCCAGGAACAAGACGGCCUUCCCUCCCUCUGGACUCACAGCCUUUGCAGAGUCAAGCUCCACUUGAAGCCCACUGAGUAAUAUCCUCUACAUGUGUUUUAUAUUGUUUUGACUGCCUUUUUUUUGUAGAAAUAAAAAUUGACCUUAGAAUUUAUCCUCAGAUGAACUUGUAAGGAUUUGAAUGUUAAUGUCUUUUUCAAAGCAAGUGGGACUGUCCCUGAAAUAGUAGAGAAAACAUGUCACUGACACCCAGAGGAAGCUGCUGGUCCAAAUGCCAUGUGUCACCAACUCCGCUUCGGCCACUGGCAGCUUCCCUCCUGACUCUCCGGGGUAUUAGAUUCUGUGGAGAAAUGACUUAAAGAAACUUUGCUCAUUUUAGUUUUAAAACGAGAUCCUUCUAGGGCUAUGACCUCUAAGACAGCUUGGUCUUACUGCACAGAACUGGGAUGAUGUGCAGAUUAAUGUCAUUUAGUUGUCCGGGCACAUGGUCCCUGCAGUGUGUCACUGAUUCAGCUGCUUUAGUCCAAGAUACUCAAGGGGCAGGCUCUGGAGACUCCUGCCUGCUCAGGGGAGCUGGGCCAGCAUUUCCACAUCUGUCUCUUCAUUGGCAGAAAGGUGUUGAUGGACGUUAUUUCACUUACAUACAGAUUUGUAAUAAAAUGCCAAAUUCUGUCGGAAGCUAUCCAAGUAAGCACCAUCGUUGCUUCUCUGAAUCCAAAAUUAUUGCCAUUCUUGGAAACCAUCCCAUUGCUUCGUGUUUCUACCAGCAUAGUUCUGCCUGCCUGUUGUCCUUCACUUCUCUGUUCACCACAGGAGGUACCUUUUGUCAAUGCCGGCAGCACCUCAGGGGACUCUUAGCCCUGGCAUUGCACCCCAUGGUUUGUCCAGUCAGGAGAGGCCUGGCCCUGGGAAAACGAGGCCAUGGGGGGUCCUUCCCUCAUACCUGGGUGGCUUGCUCCAUCCAGCCUGCAGCAGUUCCGGGUGGUAGCUGAGCCUUAGAGCAGGCUUUGAGCACGCUGGUGCCCUGGCAGCUCUGAAAUCAAAUAAGCUGGGUCCUCUGGGCGAGGGGAGAGCUGUCACCCACUGUCCCGAGCCCACUCAGGAAUUCACACCCGCCUGAACUGAACCAAAGUGGGCCAGGUCCUCCCCCUCCUUCCUGCCCCUGCCCACCAUGGCAGAGAAUAGGCUUUCUAAAGAUGCUGCGAUCCCGUUCUGCUGCCCUUAAUAAAAAUGCUCUCCAACA